Staurois parvus is the source of this 288-nucleotide messenger RNA. Lineage: Eukaryota; Metazoa; Chordata; Amphibia; Anura; Ranidae. The record is from the annotation of a GenBank genome assembly.
AACCCCUUGGCGCCGGUGCCUCCCGGCCCUUUCAGGGUUUCAGAAGCUGGGAGGCAGGGCAGGGUGUUAGGUUCAUGUGACCACCAUUAUCACAUGAUCGGGAAAGGUCCCGAUCGCAAGAGGAGAUCGGGACCUUUCCGUGAGUACCGGACAUGUGUGCUGGGAGCGAGCGCUCUCAGCACAUAUGUUUUUCUUAAUAGCACACAAAUGUGCGGCCGCUCAGCGUCAAGGCCCAGACGCCGGGAGGUCGCACAUUUGCGUGCGGCCAGCGCCAAGUGGUUAAUAUUC